AUGUUAGAUUGUUCACGGUGGGGAUCAGUUACAGGAUCUACAUGUAAAAUCAGCUUCCUCUCCACAUCCUACACUGGAGUUUACUGGUGUGAGUCUGAAUCUGGAGAAAACAGUAAUCCUGUCAACAUCACAGUGCAUGAUGGUGAUGUGAUCCUGGAGAGUCCUGUCCAUCCUGUGACUGAGGGACAUCCUCUGAAUCUACGCUGUUUAUAUCGCAGCACAAAUUCCUCAAACCUCCGAGCUGAUUUCUAUAAAGAUGGAUCAGUUCUCCAGACACAGACUACAGGAGAGAUGAUCAUCCGAACUGUCUCAAAGUCAGAUGAAGGUUUCUACCACUGUAAACACCCAGAGAGAGGAGAGUCACUGAAAAGCUGGUUCUCAGUCAGAGUCUCAGGUUCUAGAUCCGGUGGUGUAACAGUAGGAGUGGCUGUGGGUUUGGGAUUUUUGUUCAUCGCUUUACUGAUCUUAAUGAUCCUGCUGUGGUCCUACAAAAGAAAAAAAGAAAAGCAGAAGAAAAUCAAUCAGACAUCAGAGCAGAAUCAGAGCCGGUCAGGAGCUGAAGACUAUCAGUCAGGACACACACCACUUCAGGCUGGUGCUGAUGCUGAACCCGGUGUUAGUGAUGUGAUUUAUGCUAAUCUUGAACUAAAACCAAUGAAAAAUGAAAACAGAAUAAAAGUGAGCCGUGUGUCUGUGUCCACUGAUGAAGCUACAGUUCUCAAACAGAUCGCUGGAAAACUGUGAAUUGUGAUUGUCUUCUGUUUUUGCUAAAAUGCUCAGAGUAGUAAAGUCUGCUCAUCCCCUUCCUGUACCCAAGGAACAUCACUUAUUAUUUUUUAAUGCUUUUUACUGCUUUUCCUUUUCUACUUAUUCUGUACACUUAUUAUUAAGUAUUGGGACACCUGACCAUUAUACCAACAGGGAUUUUAAUGACAUCGCAUUCUAAAUACAUUAAUAUAGAGUUGGUCCCCCCUUUGCAGCUCUAACAGCUUCCACUCUUCUGGGCAGGCUUUCCACAAGAUUUGCGUGUUUCUGUGGGAAUUUUUGCCCAUUCAUCCAGUAGAGCAUUUGUGAGAUCAGGCACUGCUUUUGGACCAGAAGGCCUGGCUCGCAAUGUAUUCCAGUUCAUCCCAAAGGUGUUGAUUGGCAUUGUGGUCAGGGUUCUUUGCAGGCCAGUCAAGUUCUUCCACACCAAACUCAUCCAAUCAUGUCUUUAUGGACCUUGCUUUGUGCACUGGGGCACAGUCACACUGGAAUAGAAAAGGGCUUUCCUCAAACUGUUCCCACAAAGUUGGAAGCAUAGCAUUGUCCAAAAUGUCUUGUUAUGCUGAAGCAUUAACAUUUCCCUUCACUGGAAGUAAAGGGCCUAGCCCAACCCUGAAAAACAGCCCCAUACCAUUAUCCCUCCUGCACCAAACUUUACAGUUGGCACAAUGUAGUCAGGCAGGUAAUGUUCUCCUGGCAUCCACCAAACCCAGACUCGCCCAUAAGACAAACAUUAUUAUUUUACUCAUAUACUUGCACUUCAGUGCUUUUGGUUGUUUUUCGGUUGGAUACGAACACUUGGUAUCUGGUACUGCACACACCAAAGAAGAAGAAACAUGAGUGAAGUAUGUAAGUCUGUCACUGGUUUCUUACACAAAGUGAGUUAUUCUUGUUGAUGUACAAAUUUCACUGAUGAAAUAAUGAAUUAACAUGAAAGUACAGUUGGCUGGGGUGAACAUUUAUAUUUUUGGUUCUGCAACGUGCUGUCCUGGAUCAUUGCUGCCGUCAUCUGAUCUGUUGAUCCACACACACACACACACACACACACACACACACCUUUUAAAUAAUGUUGUUUUUGAAAAUUUUCUCUUUAUAAUUUACAUUUUUCUAAACAUUUUCUAUGCCUUUACACAUGACCUGAUGCUUUGGUAGUCAUCUCACCACAUUCAAUAGAGGAGGCUUACGUUAGAGAACUCGUUUUGUACUUCAGCAAUGUUUAGAUAAAAUAUGAAUAAAGAUGUACAACUCUGAAUGAAAUGUAGGUUAUCCUUGCCAUAUAUACAAAUAAUAUUUUCCUUAAAACAUAUAUAUUUUAUAUCUUUUCAUUCUGUUUGUUGUUAAUUUUAGACAGGUUAAGCAGUGAUGUUGAUGGUAGUCAAAAAUCAGCAGCUUUCCACAGGUAGUCUACAUUUAAAGCCAAGUUAUUAGUAAAUAUGUUUGUGUGGAAUUACAGUGUACAAUUGGGUGUUUUAUAAAUGAACAGUGUCAUAAACAGAGCUGUGGUGUUUUUUCUACUGUGAUAAAAGCAGUAAGUGUCUUCUGAGCUGCAGUCACUUACUGCUUUUAUCACUGGAGAAUCAACACUACAGCUCUGUUUAUGGCCCUGUUCACUGUUCAAUUCCAUAUUUGGACAAAAUCUAUUCAUGCAUACCAAAUGUACAUCUGAACCAACAUGAUAGAUGACAAGGACAAGGUCCACUGUCUUCCAAAGUUUAGCUCCAACCCUAAUCAAACACACCUGAACAAACUAACCAAGGUCUUCAGGAUUACUAGAAAAUUACAGGCAGGUAAGUUUGGAGGUUGGAGCUAAACUCUGCAGAUUUGAAGAACCCUGUGAUAGUUUCAUUGUUAUCACUAUAGACUUCAUUGAGAAGCAUAAGCUAUUGUAUGUCAAUCAAAAACAC
Molecule: messenger RNA, 2669 nt
Organism: Pangasianodon hypophthalmus (striped catfish)
Lineage: Eukaryota; Metazoa; Chordata; Actinopteri; Siluriformes; Pangasiidae
Product: high affinity immunoglobulin gamma Fc receptor I-like
Exons: 6
Coding region: 1-744 (247 amino acids)
Biological process (GO): cell surface receptor signaling pathway
Molecular function (GO): transmembrane signaling receptor activity
Source: RefSeq, a predicted model, not a curated record